CCGACUUUUAUUUUGAAAGUCUCGAGAAAAAAAACAAAACAAAACGCUGCGGCGCAAAGUUAAUUUAAUUGGCUAGGCCUUCCAGGUGAAGCCCCGCCUUCCUGCCGGCUUCUAAGACAAUGACAGCCGGUAAACUAUUUUAUUUCAGGAAGGUGUACUACCAUUCAUAACUGCUUCAUACAACCAGGAUGGCAAACCAAGUCACUAAGGAAAUCUCUUAUGAGGAUCUGAAAGCACUUCUUGGAAAGAGUCCAAAUCUGCUUUUGAUUGAUGUCCGCAACAAAGACGAAGUGGAUAAAGGACGCAUUCCAGGAUCUGUUAACAUCCCACUCGAUACAGUAGAGGCUGCUUUUGCAAUGGAGCCAGAAGCAUUCAAGGCCAAGUACGGAGUAACCAAGCCACCGCUGGAUGCGCCAGAGCUUGUGUUUCACUGCCAAUCGGGCAGGAGAGCAGUGAUGGCCAUAGAGAAGGCCUACCAACUUGGAUACGUGAAUGCACGUAAUUAUAAGGGAUCAUACAAGGAGUGGUGUGAGAAAGAGGGAAAGUGACUCCUGUUGAACGGAAAGCCUCAUACGUGUUUACACUAAUAACAAUUGUGAAAUCUAGACAGACAAAAUAGAGAAACAUUUUGUUUAUAUUUUGUUACUGUUUUGCACUGCAUUGUUAUUGAAAAUAUAUGAAUAAAAACAACAUCAAUAAAUUAUGUUAUUUAUGAAGAUUG
This is a messenger RNA of Scatophagus argus, 721 nucleotides long. RefSeq names its product thiosulfate sulfurtransferase like domain containing 1 (gene tstd1). The transcript has 4 exons. Gene Ontology annotation, cellular component: mitochondrion. Bases 189 to 548 code for a protein of 119 amino acids. The record is from RefSeq and is a predicted model, not a curated record. Gene Ontology annotation, molecular function: thiosulfate-cyanide sulfurtransferase activity. Lineage: Eukaryota; Metazoa; Chordata; Actinopteri; Scatophagidae.